Molecule: messenger RNA, 12713 nt
Organism: Orcinus orca (killer whale)
Lineage: Eukaryota; Metazoa; Chordata; Mammalia; Artiodactyla; Delphinidae
Gene: PKNOX1
Product: PBX/knotted 1 homeobox 1
Exons: 12
Coding region: 8396-9706 (436 amino acids)
Biological process (GO): regulation of transcription by RNA polymerase II; angiogenesis
Molecular function (GO): RNA polymerase II cis-regulatory region sequence-specific DNA binding; DNA-binding transcription factor activity, RNA polymerase II-specific
Source: RefSeq, a predicted model, not a curated record
UCAUUUGAGAGGCUAUUUGAGAACGCUAGGGAACCAGCACGUUACUCUGAAAAUUGAUAGCAGAGGGAAAGCAGCAAAGCCUUAAGAAACCCCAUCACUGGGGCUGCAGUGUGGAGAAUGGACUUGGGGGACGGGUGGGGUUGGGAAGAGUGGCCAUGGGGGAGAGGUCCGGAGGCAUUACGGGGAGCUCAGGGGAUGGAGGUGUGAUGGUUGGUGAUUGUUCUGUAAGCUUAGUUGUUGGAUCAACACCACCAGAUGGCUCUUCUCCAAAGUGAAAUUCUGGAAAAUAAACUUUACGGUUGCAAUUGGGGUCUUCAUCGCCCAGCAUUUCAACUCUUACAUGCUCAUGGGUAGUAUCGUUACCAUGUGCUGGCAACAUACGGUGGCUGCAUCAUGUCUUUCUCAUACAUGUUGAUCGGGCAGGAAGGAGGAGUUCCUUUCCUUUUCAGUAAUUGCUACGAUAUUUUGGAGAUGUCUGGCUUGCAAACCUUGGCUGUUACUGGGAGAUGCCACUUGUACACUUAGCACCGGGCCGUCAUUUUCUUUAGACUCGUUACUGUUUGCAAAGCAGAGUUGCCUGUGUGUGCAGCGUUGAAUGUUACAUGGCUGGAGGUCAUUUGUGGUGUGUACCUGGUGGUUCACCUUCUUCAUCCAUUCUCUUAGUGUUUCCCGUUUUGAAUGACACUAUAAUUCAUAGAUUGACUUGAGGUAAUUAACAUCUGUAGGCAUCAGAGCUGUCAGAUUGUCAAACAUUUGCCUGAUUUCCUUGUGAGUUCUACAGUUAUCUUAGAAACGGUUGCCAUAAAACAGAUAGACUGCUGGUUACUUCUCCAGCAAAAUGGGUUUAUUCGGGACCAACGAAGAAUUGAAAUCUGGGGUCUGCAACCAUGGGGCGCCCGUGCAAGUCCCUGCGUGGCCAGGAGAGGAGAGCUCUUUUAAAGAGCUUGACUCUGGAGUCGAGAGUCCGCCGGAGGAAUGGGUCCCUCCGGCGGCUUUUCCCUGCUGGGCUGGGCUGGGGCAGCGUCUCCUGGGCUGAGGCCUUGCCAGGCGGGAAGAGGAGUCUGUCCACUUUCUGUCGGGUGGCCCUACCGUCGGGGUGUGGGAGUGCGCCUGCUGGCCUCCCAACUCUUUUUUUUUUUUUUUUUGCGGUACGCGGGCCUCUCACCGUUGUGGCCUCUCCCAUCGCGGAGCACAGGCCCCGGACGCGCAGGCCCAGCGGCCACGGCCCACGGGCCCAGCCGCUCUGCGGCACGCGGGAUCCUCCCGGACCGGGGCACGAACCCGCGUCCCCCGCAUCGGCAGGCGGACUCCCAGCCACUGUGCCACCAGGGAAGCCCCCAACUCUAUUUAAUUAAGGGUUCUGUUUAUUAAUUUUUACUAGACAGAGUUCUGUUGUGUUCUCUGAAAUAGCACAUAGGGGAAUGGCAGGGCCUGGGAGCCAGACAGAUCGGCCUCUCAAAGGCGCUCCACCUCUUUGCACCUGUUUGCUCAUCAGCAGGGCUCCAGAGACUGCCGAGCGCUCCGGUCCCUACUGGCGGGGGCACAGGAGGCUGCACACCUCACUCUGCUCACGGGCCUGGGGGCCAGGAGUUUGGAAGGGCUGCGGUGGGACCGGCCCGUCUCUGCCCCACAAGGUUGGGGUCCUCAGCUUGGAGGGCGCCGGGCCGUGGAUGGCUGGGUGGCUGAGGGCUGGAGUCUUUUGGAAGGGUUUCCUCAAAUCUGCAAGUUGCUGCUGCCUGUUAGCUGGGACGUGAGCUGGGCUGCUGAGCACAGCACCUCUGCGUGGACUCUCGCUGUGGCCUGGGCUUCCUCACAGUGAGCGCAGGGGCCGCUCUGUUUAGUCAGACUUCUUACUUCUCGGGGCUCCGGAAGUGAGUGUCCCGGUGAACAUGGCGGCGGGAGCUUCCGCAGCCCUGGAGUCACACAGCGUUGCUCCGGAUGCGCUCUCCUGCUUCCCAGCAAGUCGCUGAGCGUAGGCCACGUUGAAGAGGAGGGAACAAAGACCCCCAUCUCGGGAGGAGUGUCGCAGUUUGGGGAUGUGCUCUAAAAGUGCCUCACUUAGGUCUGCACAUAUAUAGACCCUGGGAGAUAUCUCCUCCCUCGUUUUCCUUCCUGCCCUCACUAAGCCCCGCUGUGAUGCUGGCAGUGCAAAUGAAGAUGGACCCUCCUGGACCAGUUCUCUGUGCGUCUCUGCGUUAGCGUGGGCCCCGUAAACAGGACUCUGAUGCAGAGCUCUGAUCUUGCGGGAGCUUCUGCUUGGCCCGCCCAGGUGGCCGAGAGUCCGCGUGCCCGUGGCUGAGCGGGAGCGCGUGGUUGCCCACGUACAGUGUGUGUGUGUAGCAACACCAAAAGCCCGCGUUCACCAGCACUUCGCAGCAAUUGAUGAGUACAGAGAGGUGUUUGUAAAAGCAUCAAAAUUCCAAAGCUUUUUGCAUCUUUGGUACUUUUCCUUCCAGCCCUGACGAGUCCAGCGUCUCACUUCUGCUGUUCCAUUGGCCUGUUUACCUGUUCUUGUGCCGUUAGCCACUUCUUAGUUGUUACCUGUGGCCUUGUAGGAUGUUUUCCAAUUUUUUGAGUUUUUCAGAAACAGCAGGAAUCUUGAUUGGGAUUGCAUCUGCGUGUGCUGAGAAACACCAGCAGCCUCUCCAUGAGCUGUUAGGAAGGUUGGCGGGUGCAAGGUUAGCCUGCGCAGACUGGGGGCAUCUCUCACCCAGCAGUCCACCAGAAAGUAUAGUGACAAUGAGAUACUUUUGACAGUAGCAAGAAAAACCAUGAUGUGUUUCAGGAUUAAUUAACCAGGGCUACAGAAGACCUCCACAGAGAGGACCAUCAAACUUUUUAAAUUAUAUUUUAUUUUUUAAAUAAAUUUAUUUAUUUUUUAUUUUUGGCUGCGUUGGGUCUUCGUUGCUGUGCGCAGGCUUUUUUUAGUUGCGGCGAGCGGGGGCUGCUCUUGGUUGCGGUGAGCGGGCUUCUCAUUGUGGUGGCUUCUCUUGUUGCGGAGCACGGGCUCUAGGUGCAUGGGCUUCAGUAGUUGUGGCUCGAGGGCUCUAGAGCGCAGGCUCAGUAGUUGUGGUGCACGGGCUUAGUUGCUCCGCAGCCUGUGGGAUCUUCCUGGACCAGGGCUCAAGCCCUUGCCCCCUGCACUGGCAGGCGGAUUCUUAACCACUGCGCCACCACGGAAGUCCCCGGACCAUCAAACUUAAUAAAGGAUGUAGGAGAGGACCCCACGCUCUUGGUCCUAGAGAGCUGUCUCUUCUCCCCACAUUAAUUUCCAAAUACUUUUUCAACAUUGUUGUAAAGUUGUUUCUUUUUUUUUCCCGGUACGCGGACCUCUGACUGUUGUGGCCUCUCCCGUUGCGGAGCACAGGCUCCGGACGCGCAGGCUCAGCGGCCAUGGCUCACGGGCCCAGCCGCUCCGCGGCAUGUGGGAUCUUCCCAGACCAGGGCACGAACCCGCGUCCCCUGCAUCGGCAGGCGGACUCUCAACCACUGCACCACCAGGGAAGCCUGUAAAGUUGCUUCUUGACAGCAGGGACUGUGUUUGGUUUGCUGCUCCAUACCCAGCAUUUAGAACAGAGCUUGGCCCAGAGAAGACUUUCAGUAAACAUUUGUGGAUUGAAUGAAAGGCACAGUUACGUGCACAGCAGAUUGUGUGCCCUGCUUUUCCAUUUGACAGCACCCAUGAGACUUUUUCCUUGGACUUAACCUUCGUGUUCGUGAUUGAUGGUUGGAACCGUAAUGGAUUUCACCAUUCCCCUAUGGAUGACGUGUAGGUUCUUGUUCUCUUUUCUAUCAAUGUGGAUAAGAAACAUUAUUUGCCUCUGACUUUCUUGCCAUGAGUUUUUUUUUUUUUUUAAACAAAAGGCUUCAUUCUUUUUUUUUUUUAAAUUAAUUUCUUUUAUUUUUGGCUGCAUUGGGUCUUCGUUGCUGCGUGCGGGCUUUCUCUAGUUGCGGCGAGCGGGGGCUACUCUUCGUUGCCCUGCCCAGGCUUCUCAUUGCGGUGGCUUCUCUUGUUGAGGAGCACGGGCUCUAGGUGUGUGGGCUCAGUAGUUGUGGCUUGUGGGAUUCAGUAGUUGUGGCUCGUGGGCUCAGUAGUUGUGGCACACGGGCUUAGUUGUUCUGCUUGCCGUGAGUUUUUAAUGCCCUUUGAAAUGAGGCUUUUGAGCUUUUCUCUUUUGAGAAGAGAUUAUUUGAGGUUAUUUUUAUUUAUUUAUUUUAUUUUUUUAUUUUUCUCUUUUUGCGGUACGCGGGCCUCUCACCGCCGUGGCCUAUCCCGCCACGAAGCACAGGCUCUGGACGCGCAGGCCCAGCAGCCACGGCUCAUGAGCCCAGCCGCUCCGCGGCACGCGGGAUCUUCCCGGACCGGGGCACGAACCCGUGUCCCCCGCAUCGGCAGGCGGACUCUCAACCAGUGCGCCACCAGGGAAGCCCUGAGGUUAUUUUUAAAUCAACAUUUAUUAAGGCUACAAAGCUACAGCCCUGUUUUUCUCUCUAUGCUUUUAUGUUAGAAUUUAUAGAUUUCAUUUUUCUCCUUAUAAGUUUAGUAAAUUUUGAUCUUUCACCCAUAAGACAGCCUUUGAUCAACUCAAGAUGAUCAGACUACAUGCACCAUUUUUAAUGAUCAGUCCCAUAUACAACUUAAAUCUUAUGCAUUUUGAACCCGUUUUAAGUUUAGUAGAUACACUUUUUGUUUUAAGCACCUUAAAUAUGUGACCAAAUAAAUAAAACCUUCUCAGUAGAUCUAGUAACUUAAAAUUGCACAUGUAGUGAAUCUCAAGUUCUCAAACUUUCCAGACCUUCUACCAGGAAGUGACGUUCGUCGGAUGAGGAACUUGGUUUUGCUCACUGCUGCACCCUCAGGACCUAGAAUAGACCCUGGCAGUCGGUAAACUUGCAUAGAUGAAGUAAUGUUUACAAUCUUAGUAAAUUUCUUGUGCCUUUUCACUAAAAAAGAAAUGUGUAAAAUCAGUAACUCAGUUAUACUUUUAAACUGGAAUCAAGGCUAAAACCUAAGAUUAAUUUGCCAAAAUUUCUUGCGUACUGCACACAACUUAAACGUCAAAUACAUAGAUUAUUCUGAAGCUAAACACAAAAAUAUUAAAAUCUAUAUCUCCCACAGGGCUUAGAGACACCACUAAGGCAGGAAGGAAGUCAUCUCAGGCGAGUCGGGCUUCUCAUCUCAGGGACCACGUGGGCUGGGAUGAGGGGAGCUGGGGUGCUGCUGACCUGGGGCCCCCUCCACCGUCUGACCCGCAUGCUGCACCUCCUCUUCCUGUCUCUGCAGACUGAGCCGUCCUGGACCUUCCCGGACUCACCGUCUGCUCUGAGCAGGAAGGCCUUCUCCACCUGGUGGUACUCAGCCAGUCUGUCUGCCUCUGGUUCUUCCCUGACUUGUCAGUUGUCCUUGACUAGAUCCUUAGAGAUAUUAAAACACCUGCCUGUUAGAUUUGGCUCACCUUUCAUUUUUUUGUCUGCCUUUCAGGUUGCAACACUAAUGCUGUCUUCUUAGCUGAGUUUGAGAAGAGUGUAACUUUUUUUAUGGGUAACUAUACAUACGGUCAAAUCUCCUUCCAAACCAAUUACACGGUUUGUGAGACCUAGGAUUCCUGCAGGGUGCUGGGUUUCACUUCGUCUUUGCUAGCAAAGUGGCGCACUGUUGUUUUAAAGUUAAUAAUUGCUAGCUGAGAAAGGAUGUAUAAUUUUAAAUUUUGUAUUUCUUUAAUUACUUUUAGUUUUAACGUUUCUGUACAUGAAAAUUGGAAAGUUGUGUUUUCUUCAAGUCUGGCUGGAACUCUUGAAAGGGUACCAAAGUGACAGUUUCCAUAAAUGUGUUCUUUUUUAACUGGAUGAAACUUGUAGAAAUAAAAUGGACAAAACCGUGUCUCACCCUUCAACACCAUGGUGUUGUUAAGCCUGUUGGGUCGGCAGUUCUUUGACUUGGAUUUUAGAGCCUUGCGUGACGUUAAGAAUUGAAGACAGUUGGAGGAAAGGGAACCCGUGUGCACUGUUGCUGGGGAUGUAAAGUGGUGCAGCCACUAUGGAGAACAGUAUGGAGGGUCCUCCAAAAACUAAAUAUAGAGCUACCAUAUGAUCCUGCAGUCCCACUCCUGGGCGUAUAUCCAGAGAAAAUGAAAACACUGAUUCAAAUGUUCAUAGCAGCACUGUUUCCAGUAGCAAAGAUAUGGAAGCAACUGAGGUGUCCAUCAGCACAUGAAUGUAUAAAGAAGUGGUAUAUAUUUACACAAUGGAGUACGACUCAGCCAUAAAAAAGAGUGAAAUCCUGCCGUUUGCAACAACAUGGAGGGACUUGGGGGGUGUUAUGUAAGUGAAGUAAGUCAGAGAAAGGCAAAUACUGUACGUUUCCUUUAUACGUGGAAUCUAAGAAAUAAAAUAAACUAGUGACUAUAACAAAACAGAAACAGACUCAGAGAUAUAGAAAACAACCUAGUGGUUACCAGGGGGGAGAGGGAAAGGGCAGGUAGGGGUAGGGGAUUAUGAGACAUAAACUACUAGGUAUAAAAUAAAUAAGAUACAAGGAUACAUUUUACAGCACAGGGAAUGUAGCCAAUAUUUUUUAAUAAUCAUAAAUGGAGUAUAACCUUUAAAAAAAAGUGAGGACACUGUUGUUGAGUUUGAAUAUAAUAGAAGCUUACUUUUCUAUGUAAUGGGGGAGAGAAUUAGGGAUUAAUUGAUGUUUAGAAAUCUCAAGUUAACCUUGGUUUUCAUAUAAUGCCUAAAAGAAGAGUUUUUGCUAAACAAAGAUGAGCCUGCUGACCUUUCAUCCUUGGGUUGGAUGCUUUAUUUCCCAGUUAAUGGUAGGUUUCCCUUAGUCACUCAGGUUCUGUCUUGGGCCUGCCUUGGCCAGGGCUGGGAGGGCCUGUAGCUGAGUAGCUGAGGUUGCCAGAGGCCUGGACCAGGGCACGCGCUUCCUCCCAAGCCCAGGCAGCUCUGCGGGAUGACCCUGUGAAUUCUGCUGGGGACCAGGGCACGCGCUUCCUCCCGAGCCCAGGCAGCUCUGCGGGAUGUGUGAGCCUGUGAAUUCUGCUGGGGGCUGUUUGCCCGCUUGCAGGUGCCAGGCCGUGUUUCUGCCCCAACAUGGAGGACCAUUUUGCUGCAGCCUGGAAUUGAGCACCUGAGGACUUUGCAGAUAGAUGGCUGCCGGCGGGCCUGGACCACCCUUUCAAGCGGACGGCGCCAUCUGCUGGCAGCUUCUUCCAGGCGCCUUCGGUGUCCUGCGGGAGUGGGACCUUGGCACUCUGUCCCCACCUUUUUACUCAACAAAAUGUUAGUCAUAUGGAGUUGCCUUUUUUUUCUUAUUUUUCCACUUCUUGCGUGGUGUUCCAUUGUAGAGGAAGUAUGUAUUUUCAAAGCUUUUGACGCAAAUUUCAAAUUUUUUCCUUUAGAACGGUUGUACCAAGUUAUGUCAGAUAUUGAAGUUUCAACCAGGUUGGUAGAGAGAGGGACUACACAUCUAUAUGUUUUUAAAAUGAAACGUUGACUUGUCCCCACUAUUUAUUAUGGGCAUUUUGAAAGCCCCCAGAGUUGGAAGAGUGAUCCGCCACUGCCUAGAUCCCGCAGCUGUGGGCUCGACCGCAGUGUCAUCUCGUGGGGCGGGCCGGCCGGAUGCUGGAAAGUGACCGUGGAGAGUUGGCCCCCAGCCGAGACCCACGUGGCUGUGGCUCUGCCUUCUUGGUCGAGGCCCUUCCAGGGCCUCUGCUGUGCAUUUUGUUCAGGUCAGCUGUUGGGAAGCCACUGUCAGGUGGACGCCUGUAGGUGAGCAGCUCGGGCCCCUCCCGGCACUGGGCUCAGGACCGGCUCUGGGUGUCCUCGGCCUGUGUCAGCACCACUCCAGGCUGCUUCGGAUUCACACAGGUUCACGUGGCCACGCCCUCGGCGCCUCUCCCCUCCCCCUCUCGGCAGGACACGCCUCUCGAGACCCCUAACGUGAUUACCCCUGUAAAGACCCUGUUUCUAAGUAAGGCCCCACUUGCAGGGCCUGGGGGUCAGGACCUGGGCUACUUGGAGGACACGUUUACACCGCUGCACGUGCUGGCCACGCCCUGACGAUUACCGGGCUGGUACGGGUGGCCCAGACUCGCUCGUCCAGAAUUCCCUCGUGGGUAUUGAGAAGCGUCUCAAACCUUCAACGUCCCAUCUCUCGCUUUCUCCUCCCAGGCCGCAGACCCCGCUCCCCGCCGUUGGCUCCACCUCGGGACAUGCGGCUCUGCUCUGCCGGUGGCUCAGGUGAAUGACAGCGUUCCCACCUUUGCAUCGCGUGCAGAUGUGAGCCGAUGCCCAGCGCAGCCUCCCUGAGCUCACCUGUGUCCUUCCUGCCUGAGACGCCGUUUGCUUUUGACUCGAGAUGAUUUGAUGUUUUAUAAAGAACUCACUCACCAUGAUGGCUACGCAGACGUUGAGCGUCGACAGCUAUCAGGAUGGGCAACAAAUGCAAGUAGUAACAGAGUUAAAAACGGAGCAAGACCCCACCUGCUCUGAACCAGAUGUGGAAGGAGUGAGCCCUCCCCCUGUGGGGUCCCAGACCCCGAUGGACGCAGACAAGCAGGCCAUUUAUAGGCAUCCGCUGUUUCCACUAUUAGCUUUGUUGUUUGAAAAAUGUGAGCAGUCCACACAGGGCUCGGAAGGCACAACUUCUGCCAGCUUUGACGUGGACAUUGAGAGCUUCGUAAGGAGGCAAGAGAAGGAAGGAAAGCCCUUCUUUUGUGAGGAUCCAGAAACUGACAACUUAAUGGUAAAAGCAAUCCAGGUUCUGCGUAUUCAUCUUCUUGAGCUGGAAAAGGUUAAUGAACUCUGCAAAGAUUUCUGCAGUCGCUAUAUUGCUUGUCUAAAAACGAAAAUGAACAGUGAAACUCUCCUGAGCGGGGAACCUGGCAGCCCGUACUCCCCUGUCCAGUCCCAGCAGGUUCAAAGCGCCAUCACAGGCACUCUCAGCCCCCAAGGAAUCGUGGUACCAGCAUCCGCUCUGCAGCAGGGGAGCGUCACCAUGGCAACAGUGGCAGGGGGCACAGUCUAUCAGCCGGUCACAGUCGUCACUCCCCAAGGCCAGGUGGUGACACAGGCGCUGUCGCCCGGCACGAUCCGGAUCCAGAACUCCCAGCUUCAGUUACAGUUAAACCAGGAUCUCAGCAUCUUGCAUCAAGAUGACGGUUCAUCUAAGAACAAGAGGGGGGUCCUGCCGAAGCACGCCACCAAUGUGAUGAGGUCCUGGCUCUUCCAGCACAUCGGGCAUCCCUACCCGACAGAAGAUGAGAAAAAACAGAUUGCUGCUCAGACAAAUUUGACGCUACUCCAGGUGAACAACUGGUUCAUCAAUGCGAGAAGACGAAUCCUGCAGCCGAUGUUGGAUUCUAGUUGCUCAGAAACUCCAAAAACAAAGAAGAAAACUGCUCAGAACAGACCCGUCCAGAGGUUUUGGCCCGAUUCCAUCGCCUCAGGAGCCGCACAGCCAGCCGCCAGCGAGCUGACCGUGUCCGAAGGAGCCGUCGUGACCAUCACCGCGCCCGUGGGCAUGAACGUGGACAGCCUGCAGUCCCUGUCGUCGGACGGGGCCACGCUGGCGGUACAGCAGGUGAUGAUGGCCGAGCAGAGCGAGGACGACUCGGUGGACAGCACGGGGGACGGCGGGGCGGCGCUGGCGCCCGGCCACCUGGGCGGGCUGGUGCUGGAGAACAGCGACUCCCUGCAGUAGGGCCGCCCGCCCCGCCUUUUAUAGUUGGCACAGCAAACAUUUUACACAGUUUUAUUUCUAAUAUGUUUUAUAUGUAGGCAUAGAAGAGUGCACUUUUGUAUUUCCUAGUAAGCUUCCAGGGCGUCUUUGCUGGUGCAGCGACUUCUUUCAAGGUGUGUGUGUGUGUGUGUGUGUGUGUGUGUGUGUGUGCGCGUGCGUGUGUGUGUGUUUUUAAGGAAAUUCUUUCAAGGUUUAACGCUAAAAGUAUGAUGAAUGACAGACCCCCUCCCCCGCCCCCUGAACCCCCGACUAGAUUAAGGAAUAGUGCUGCCAUUUUCUAGAAAAUCAUGCAGUUUUAAUUUAGCUCUGUGGUGAAAGCAGGUCUCAGUGGGCUGGUUUAUUGACGGAGCCCGUGGAUUAGGAAGCAGCUUCUGGCCCUGAAAACUGCCGGUGUGAGGCGGAUGACAGCACACAGCAAUAAACCGCGUGCGACCUGGCGGCGAAUGUAUGGCGAGUUAAAUGUGGUUCCGUUCGCUCGUGUUCCGUGAGCCUGUGUCAUUUGCUGUAUGUGAAAAGAAACUCCUAUUUUUACCUUGCUGGAAUUAUUGGAUAAAAAGCUAUUUUUAUAAAUUCGUUAUGAAUUGGAUUAUGACUAUAUCGAGGAUAAAAUUUCUAGAGGAGAAACAGUACAUGCUUACUGUCUCAAUUUGGAAUGUUCUGAAUUGACCAAAUUUGACGAACCUGCCCAAAGUUAGCUAGCAUUCCAUGGCUCUCUGCUAUCCCAGGGUAGCAAUUUACAUUUACUCCUAUAAAAGAAACACCUAUUUAAUGAAGGUUUGAUAUCUUCAAAUUUUAGUCUAUCCGUACAUGCUCAGAUUGCAUCCUACACUUAUCUUAAACAUACGUCUAAAGGUACUUGCUAAGUAGAGCUUAGGUAAGCUAAGAAAUGGUAGCCAGUGGUCAGUUCAAAGCUCUUACUGACAUAUUUCAGUCUAAUUUAAAUUUGACCACAGUUAAAUGGUUAGUGUACCAUGUUAGCUGGGUGUUGUUUUAGAAUUUUUUAGUCAGCCAUAUGUUACGUGUAGAAUGUUUAUGAUAAACUAAUAUGAAGUGUCCUCUAUCCCGCUGGCUCAGAGCCGGGUAAAGAGCAAGCCCUCGGCUUGGUUACACGAUUAACAAACAUCCCCUGCGGGACGGGAACGAGUGGGGCCUGGAGGAUGGGGUGACGGUGGCCCUCCUGCCGCCGCGUCUCACGCUGGUCCUGGGGUCGGUGUUCUCUCCUGCACGUGGUCCUUCCCUCUGACUUGAUCACAUCAGAUCUGGAGUAGUGUUGGGACUUCGGUUCCUGGUGACCAGACGAACCACAAGAGCAGACUGGGUUUGUUUCCUUGGGUUUUGAUUUGUUUCUGUUGGUUUGCUUUCAAGUGGGGCUUUUCCUCAGAGAGGAAGCAGAGGCCCUGGUUUCACGGAGGAAAUCUUCGUGUUACCGUCAAGCUCAGCGCACUUCUCAAGGACAGUCUUACGGUCGGGAAGGUCGUCAGCUCCUGAGAAGCAGUGACGGUAACUGGUUGUGGACCAAGGCAACGUGGGGGUAUUCUGAGCUGGUGCAGGUUGUUUUCUGGAACUGACUUUCCCCCCCGAAAUUAUUAAUAAUUAAAGUUACUCAUAGGAGAGCACUUCCUAGGUAACUCAGAAGGAAGCAAGAAACACACAGGAAUUUCUUUAAAAAUAUUUCAGGAGGUUUAAAAGAAAAACUUGAUUCUCGACUCUUUUGGGGGAGACAAUAACAUUUUAAAGCAGCUAUUGCGUCCCUCAUUUGUAAACAAUUUCAAAUAUUUUAAGUCAAGUCUACACCAGUUUAAAAGAUCAUUUGAAGUCCAACGAAGUUAGAAUUUAGACGAGGCCCUGUGGAAGCCGGCCAGCCCCUCCCUCCCACCUCCCUCCCUUCGCCUCCCCCCCCCCCCCGCGCCCCCCCCCCCAUCCCUCUGCCCUUGGGCUCAGAUCAGUGACAGGGGCAGGUGGUCGCUCCAGGUCCGCGUUUCCCUGCAGCAGAAAUCCUGUCCCGGGAUGCGUGCUGCACAGGCCACGGCAGUGCUCACGCGGCGCCGCGUGGGGGUCCAGCCGUCGGUGCCCGGGGUCUCGGCCACACUCCCUCCAGCCGAAGUCUGCGUGCUGCUCGCCACAGUCAGAGGACAAGGAUGAAGCCCACUCGAGAGAGGGCGCUCUGGACACAGCCUGAGGUUCCUUUAAGCCCUUCCCCUGAGUAACCAAGGGGAUUUUAAACAACCCGACAGGCAGAUUGUUAACCGCUGCCCGGCGUAUUGCUGGUCACUUGGUCCCUAAUAAAUACCCGUUUUCCAGCCCUCGGAUUUUUGAGAGCAUCUGUGAGAGCACGACCCCGUUGAGCUUUCAUUUUAAAUGAACAAAUUCGACCUUGACUUUGCUUUUGUUGAAUUCUUUCCCUGUGAAGGAUGCUUUUGACGGUGGUUUGAGACCCAGGUUAAGCGCGGUGUGUUACCUGCUGCUCAGCUUGCGAGCCGGUAGCGGACGGCUGGUCCGUGCCCUGGCCACGCUCCAGCUGCUGCACUAACGGAGCUUUCCGUGUCUUGAUUCCAGAAAUAAGACAGUGUAAGCAUUUAUCCAGCAUGCAAAGUGAGAUGGGCCCCGGCCCCAGCUCGCUCACAGACCACAGAGCCCUGACGCUGGAACCUCAGCCCCGAGGGUCCCGGGAGUCAUCUCUGCAUAACCUGCCCGUGACCCGACUCUUACCUGGGCGAGAAAGUGUUGGAGCACUUUUUCUUUUAGACAAGCUCAGACAUCCCCGGAAGGUGAGAACGGCCCACCUCUGGCAGUUAGGGACAGGAAUAACUCCGCCGUCCUCCCGUUUCCGUUGUUUGGUCUAUGAACUGACAAUCUUUAAAUGUGAAUAUACUGUAACAAUUGUUUUCUCGGAUUGUUGUCUUUGAAAGGGAUUUUUGUGAAGCAACUGAUCUAUCAAAGCAAAAAAAUUAAAAACAGAAACAUGCUU